Menidia menidia (Atlantic silverside) is the source of this 9937-nucleotide messenger RNA. NCBI's taxonomy places the organism in Eukaryota, Metazoa, Chordata, Actinopteri, Atheriniformes, Atherinopsidae. The record is from the annotation of a GenBank genome assembly.
CUGCAGAGCUCCCAGAAGAAAAGAGGAGCACGACCAAACAACAAACCUGACAAGAAGCCGGCUCCACAGGAGGACAACUCAGACCUUAAGUGUCAGCUCCACUUUGCCAAAGAGGAGUCGGCUCUGAUGUGCAAGAAGCUGACCAAGCUGGUGAAGGACGGUGAGGCCAUGAAGGAGGAGCUGGCCAAGUACCGGUCUCUGUACGGCGACGUCAACGCCUCGCUCACGGUGGAGGAGGUUGCUGACUCUCCUCACACCCGUGAGGCUGAGAUCAGAGUCCAUCUGAAGCUGGUGGAGGAGGAGGCCAACCUGUUGAGCCGGCGCAUUGUGGAGCUGGAGGUUGAAAACAGGGGAUUAAGAGCCGAAAUGGAAGACAUGAAGGGGCCACAAGAUGCUCAUCAAGAACUUAGUGGCGGUGGUUUGGGGACGGGGCUCGGUCUCACCGGUGGGGCCUCGUUGCUCGGGGGGGUGGCAUCAUCUGAAAAUGUCAUGGAGCUCCAGAGGCAUCUCCAGUUCGUUGAGGAAGAGGCGGAGCUGCUGAGGAGGUCUCUGAUCGAGAUGGAGGAGCAGAACAAGCUCCUGAUGAAUGAAAUAAACCGCUACAAGUCUGAGCUUCCCCCGUCGACGGCCGCACUCUCGUCCAAUUCGCUGUUGGCGCUGACCGACGGGCUGCUCAACGACAGCCCCGUCCACUCCAUCCAGGAGGGGGCGGUGCUCAUCAGCACCGACACGCCGCCCCAGGAGGAGGAGCUCCGUCUGGCCAGGCUUCAGAUCGGGGAACUGAGUGGGAAAGUGAAGAAGCUGCAGUAUGAGAACCGCGUGCUCCUCUCCAACCUGCAGCGCUGUGAUCUGGCCUCCUAUCACGGCCUGUCCUCUUCGUCCGCCCCCUCCUCGUUAAGACUGGCCCUGGAGACGGACGCAGAGGCUGGAGACUCAGCUGAGUGCCUCCCGUCCAGGUUAUUUCAAGCCUUCUCUGUUGAUUUUGAUAACAUACCUGUAUUGAGUCCAUCAGGAGGCUCUGGCCAAGCAGUGCGCCCACCUCACCGGAGAGAGCCGGUAGGGGAGAACGACACCCCUGAGAUCGCCGAACAGAAAAAGAGGAUCGAGGACAACUCUGACGCAACAGCAGCGGCCCCCGGGUGCCCCAGGCAGAAGGACCACGAUGCCUUGUUGGCCAUGAGGGACCAGGCGCGCUUGGUUUCCACGGCGAUACAGCUCCUGACCUCCCCCGAGUCCAACUGCCUUACCUCCUCCCCUUCGAUUUAUCACAAGGUCUGCAACAACGAGGCAGCAGAACCGUGUGACCUGGAGAAACCUCAGCCUCACAGCCAGAUCUCUGAGCUUUCAGAAGUGUCGGACCGUCCUCUGGUUGGCGCUCUGACCAGCAGGCUUCAGGCCCUGAACUCCCAGCUGCAGGCGUUCGUUGAGCAGGUAGACAGCCUUAGUAAACCCGAGUCAGGUGGAAGGGACGCUCAGGCAGAAGGAUCGUCCUCUCCGGCCUCCCCCUGCACCUCUGCACCCUGCUCUGGGGAUGGCCAGAAUCCAGAGAACAGAACAGAGGAGAAGCAGCCUGAUUAUAGGGACCAAUCAGAGCCAGAAGUGAAAGAUGAAACUAAGGAAAAGAGCCAAUCCAUCAUCAACGAGAUGCAGAAUCAGGAAACCAGCCAAAUGGAACAAGACGACAAGACAGAUUGUGAAGCGUUUGCCCGGUCCGAUGAUUUCCGGGACCAGCUGUUGGAAGCAGAAGGGCUGGUUCGAGGAACUCAGGAGGAACUGGAGAAAGAGAAACAGGAUUACAGGGAGAUCGCUCUCAAACUCUCACUGCUCCAGGAGGAGCACCAGAAAGCGCUGCUCCGCCGGGACUUUCAGCUGCAGAGUCUGGGCCUCCAGGCUCGGCUUCAGCAGAAGUUCUGGAGUCAGGAGAGAAGUCUGCUGGUCCAAGAAUCCCAGCACCUCAAACAGGCCCUGUUACUGCUCAGUCUCAAGCUGCGCUGCUUCCUCAAACAGUGGAGGCUGGGCUGCAAAAAGGACACCGAGUGGAAAGAUGUCUUAGAGAUAAACAGCCUGAAAGACCUGUACUUGCUGUUGGAAGAGGAGAACCUACAGAGCCCCAGUCACCAGGUAGACAAUAGAGAUUCUGCAGAAGGACAGCCACUCAGCCCAACUAUAAAGUCCAGUGCUGUGAGCAGCACUUUGGCAGACCUGAGGGUCGCUUUGCAGGAUCUCAGCGGAGAGCUGCGACAAGAGAGACAAGGCUCCCAGGAACUCACUCAGCAGUUUGCAAGGGCCAAGGCCUCAUGGGAGGUGGAGAGGACAGAGCUGAAGAGCCUCAUAACACAGCUUGAGACUAAGGCGGGAAAAGCUGCCACAGCAUCCUUGUGCUCCAUCGAAACACUGGAUCCACCUGACCUGAAGGUGGCACUAAAGAGGGAGCGUGAGGAACACCAGCACCUUCUGGCUGAGUCCUAUGCAGCUGUAAUGGACCUAACUAAACAGCUUCAGAUCGGAGAGAGGAACUGGGGCAGAGAGAAGCUGGAGCUGCUGGAGAGGUUCAGCCAGGAGAGAGCUCAGUGGGAGCAGAGACUCAGAGACCGAGACAGCUCUGCACAGCAGGGGAAGUUGAAGCCUCCAGGUGACGAAUCCUCUGCAGACAAAAUUGUUCCAAAUGGAACAUCACCCAGGACCAAAUCCACACUUGAGCUCGAAGGAAUAGAGGUCAAUGGAACGACCAAUCAGGAGGAGAAAACACAACUUGCUGUUGCAGCCCUUUGUACUCGCCCCCAGCCUGGUGACCUCACGGGAAAGAACUGGACCUAUCUGAACAAUGAGAUAACUGACACCAGUAAAACCUGGGAUGGUCCCAGUGGCUCCUCCAGCGGCUUAGCAGGAUCCCAGCUGGAUCUGGAGUCGGUACAGAGGAGCUACACUGCCCCUGACAGAACUGGCAUCCGGAUCUACUACAGCCCUCCUGCUGUGAGACGCAUGGAGCACCAGAAGAGGAACCAAGACCCCGUCGAGGCCCAGUGCACCCAGAAUGGAAACCCGCUUUUCAGAAAGAAUGAUGCCGAGGCAGGAAUGGCUGCAAUAGGCACCCUGGGAGCCCAGCACCAACAGGCGGCACCCCCCUAUUCUUCCUCUUACGAGCAGUGGCUGAGCUCGCUGUCCAAUCAGCACCGGGAGCUGCUGGAGAGCAGAAGCAGCUGCAUCUCCACCUCAUUACCGAGUGUCAUCAACAACAGUGUCAGCAAUGGGACUUCUAAUAGAGUGGUUGAGGGAAUGACGUCCUCUCCUGCUUUCCGGGACCUGGAAAUCGGAGAGAUGUCAGCAAACUUAAGUGACGACAUGAAGGAGAUGACCAACUGUGUCCGCCAAGCCAUUCGCUCGUCAUCUCUGGAGAGAAAACCAAGCAAAGAGCCUGGCUGUCAGACUGUUGGUGUAAGCACCAAAUCCACACAGACUGCUGCUCAGCUCGUCAGUGUCGGCCUUCAAACAGACCUUCCGGGCAGCAGGGGGGUGGGGCUUCACUCCAAAGCCUGGUCUCCUCGUCCAUCGGCGACAACCACCUCCCCGCUGGCGUCCGUCCGUACUCGGCAGAUUUCAACAUCUCUGGAUAAAGUUCACAGCCGCAUCGAGAGGCCAUGCUGCUCUCCCAAGUAUGGAUCUCCAAAACUGCAGCGCAGGGUGUCUUCUGGUUCCACCUCCAGACUGGAUGCUUCUUCCUCCAACAGGGACCGCAGCCUGUGGAGCCUCCAGCAGAGGUCCAUCGGUGGAGGAGGUGGCUCAGCAUGGGCUCGUUCCACCACCACCAGGGAUAGCCCCGUCCUGAGUGGCCUCACAGACGGCCUGUCCAGCCUCUUCAGUGUGGUGGAGCACUCUGGAAGUACAGAGUCACUUUGGAGGGGCGACCUAGUAGCCAGUCAGUCUGCCAGCCCAGCUCGGCAGCUCCCAGCUGCAGGAAAACCCUCUGGUGUAGCGCUCUCCGGAUCUGACCUCAGCUCUCAGAGAUGUGGUGGACUGGUCCAGGAGUUUUUUAAGAAUGUCUGCAGCAGCCGGGGCCCCGGAGGCGUUUCCCUGCCCACAGACAGAGCACAGAGAGAGUGCCUCGGCCCCCUCGGAGGUCUCGGUGUUUCUGGGGCGCUAGGCAACGUGGAUGAACCCAAACCGGAGUGUAUGGCGUUGGCCGUCGGAGGUGCCGGCAUGCUGGCCGGGUUGGGUGGCAAUGACAGCGUGACCAGGAUUGUUAACAAGAGGUUUAUGAGACAAACAGCUGGAGAGGAGAUGGUCAGUAUCUUGGGAGGAGGAAAGGAAUCGGUGAGCAAUGCUGGGGCUGCUGGAUCAGGGGUGGAGGAGGCACCAUGCGACUGCGCUGCACAGCCUUCCUGCUACGCCAGACCAUCAAGACCAGCUGCUCGCCACUGCAAGCACCGUCCACAAGACCCUACGGCGGCGGCGGCGGCGGAAGAUAAGAGCGACACCGGCAAUGAGUGAUGAGACUGCUACUGCCCCACAGCACACAUAGGAAGACACAAUGCAACACCACUUCCUCAUGAACACAACUGCCAUAAAAACAACUCCUCUCCCGUUACCAAAUGUACAUACAGUCCAACAACCUGCCACACAGGCACACUGCCAAACAUAACACACACCGCACGGGCUGCCUCACAAGACUACUGCCAGCUGCACACACUCGCAAACACAGAUUCUCAGAGGCCGGGCAGUGAUGCACCUGUCUUGGACUAUCACUCUGAUGCCAAGGACAGAUCUAACCCUCAUUUAACUACCAGCAGGACAGAGAACACAGACAUUGAUUCACACUCCGACUGUACAAGAAUAAACUGAGGGGAUGCUAACGAUUUAAAUGAACUUGUUAGGCCUGGACCUGUAAAACAAAAUCCCCAACAUAAAGAAUAAAAGGUACUAAAUGCAAAGGUCUGAUCACCUUGUUAGACUUUAUAUUGCCAUCGCACUGUUGAACAAGCAGCUAUAUCAGAUAUAUAAUUGGGCAAGGUGAAAAGAAAGCAUGCAUUCACAAUUUGAGUAUGAAUAUAAAGUCCAUGUGUCACUUUCCGAGCGAUGAAACAUCUCAGAAGACAUCCACCACAGCUGGAAAGGUCUUUUCUGUUGUGUUUACAGCUCCGAAAACAAUCAAAGUGUGAGAUGUUAUCUGAUGGAAAGCUCCGCUGAUUGUUCCAGUGGGGCUUCUGCAGACACAGACUCUGUAACUUGUCCCAAAACCCAGUUGCCGUGCUGGAAAAUUGUGCCGCUUAGAUUAAUUAGAACAAUAACAUUCCAGCGAGUGUCUCCAAUGUGGGUCUGUAUUAUACAUUACUGACAAGUUUACAGUGUCUUUCAUUAGUACACGAAAGAAAGGCUCAAAUAGUGUUGAGCUGGGUGUCCCAAGAUGACCAGACUUAGACCCGAUUGAAGAAUGUUGUCAUUUAAAGGCUCUAUGGUUGAGAUUGUGGAACCGUUUUCCCCAGAGAAACUCCAACCUGUGUUUUUUAACUGAAACGUCAAAAACCUCUUCAGGCUUGAUAUAAGAGAAAUGGCCACAAAUAUGGGAACGUAAAAUGACGUGAAGCCAUGGCUUAAGCCCUGUAAAUGUUCAAUGUUUUCGUCAGAGACUGCUUAUCGAAUCAAUAUUUUGGUUUGAAUUUUUUUUUUACCAUGCAGUCAGAUGUAGUUUUUCCGAUGUCAAGGUUCAUAACUUUUAACUGACUAUAUUUUAACAUGUCCAGUCCUGUAGUCACCAUUGUGAAAUGGUUCCAUUUCAUCUAACUGAGACCCCAUCCGCUUUGUUGAAAGGACAUCAACUAGAAAUGCACUAAAAUAAUUUUAUUUCCUUUUUUGUCUUCCACUCUUAUCUACUCCAGCUUUUUAAUCAAAUUUACACUCAAAUUUACACAUAAGCAUAACCCAUCUGUCAGUCCAUGUAUUCUAUGCUUCAUUCACAAAUAAAUAUACAUACGUGUAUAUUUAUAUACAUUUACAAUUUGUUAUGAAAAUCAAAUGAACAUUGCAGUCACAGCCAAACUGAGUCUGCUAAAACUGUCACUAUUGACCCAUGAAGCUAAACUCCUCAAAAACAUUCUUUGUUCUUUUAUUUUACUUUAAAAAAAAAAAAACUGAAGGUCUUUGGCCUUUGCUCAAAGCAUGCCUGCAGAUUGUUGUCGACUCUUCAGCUUUUGUCUGUAUCACUGCAUCAUUCCCUGGUCUAAUGGAGGGGGAUAGUUUUAAAACACUUUCCUGUAACAGCUUGCAUCUCCAUCUCUCUUCCAUCUAUCCUUGUUUUUGCACUGAAAGUUUUUUUUUAGGGGGGGGGUCUAUUUACUUCACUUGCAAACUUUGGUCAAAUUGAUUUUCUAAUUGAAAAAUGCACUGUAUAUUUGACUUUUUCUUAAAUAGCGAUUCCAAGAUAAUAGAAGGAGAAUUAUGUCUGCACAAACAGGAGAAAUUUGAAUAUAAGAGGAGGACUACAAAGUCUUUUUAGUAAAUGGGAAAACUCCAGAAGAAAUGGAAAACAAUCAUGUUUGAAAGGGUUUUUUAAUUUAUAUGUUUUUCCUCCGAACAUUUGCUUGCUAUGUUAAUAUAUUUGUAAUUAAUGGACUUAUCAAAGUGCCUGCUGGAUAGCCUGUUAGUCAGCUCACACCAAAAUUGGAUUUCACUUAAAAACAAAAAAAACCAAGCAGCCUAUUUUUAAUAAGCAAGAUUGUUUAAUGCACAUGAUUACAAUCAGUAUUAAAGCUGCAAUAAAGUCGUGCACCACAAUAACGGAGGGACAAAAUGAUUAACAGGUAUUGGAGAAUGUCAUAGUAACUAUAUAUGAACUUUUUUUUAUCAAGGGUUACAUUUCUGGAAAGUAAAUUAUUUUUAUUCAAUUUUGUUUCUUUUUGUCGACGUUUUGCUGAUAUAUUGGUUUGUUUAUAUUUCUGUCUCAUUAUCAUGGUGCUACUCUUUGUAAAGUCUGCUGUAGGCUUGCUGCCUCGAAGGCGUCUGAAUGAGCAGCAGUCGAGUGAUUGUCGGUCUCCGCGCACCGUUUAAUGACUCAGCAGUUAAUAACAGGGCAUUCACAGAAACAUUGCAUGUUUCUGAAUAACACACUGAGGAAAACCCAAAAUGUCUAUGCUGCUGCCUGUCUCCAUUUCAGCCUUCACUGCAAAAGCAACUGCAUGAAACCAGUCUCAGCUUCAGAAGCUACCAGCCUGUUUAUAUCAGGAUUAGACCCUCAAAUACACUUAAAUAUAUAGAAUUGUGGGAAACAUAACCACAGUUAUACAGGUUUUGUUUUUUUGUCUAUUUUUAAGCUUAAACCAAUAAUUAAAGUUUUCAAAAGCAGCUACUAUUUCAUUCUACAUUCCAUUGCAUUUUGAACAUAUAAACCUUCUAUUUUCAUUUAACAAACCCCAUUAUUCCAUAAAUAAUCAACAUUAUAUAUUUUAAAGCGACAAAUACAAGUGGAACCUAAACUCGAUUAUAAAACCAUGACAGAGUUAUAGUUUUUUGGCUCACUGAACAUGUUAGUAUACCCAACAUGAUACCUAUAAAGACAAUUUCAAUGGUUCACCUCUUGGAAGAAAACACUUUCAGGAGAUGCUCUGUUGAUACACUUAACAAGCAGCCUUUUAAAGUCUGUCUCUGUUUUUCUACCCUGCUUUCUACAGCUGUAGUGUGCUAGGACAUCUUAAUAGCAAGAAGAAAACUGUUAACACCAAAUGCAGAAGUUGCUUGAGAGUUAUGCAUAAAACUUAACGUUGAUGCCUCUCUUUAUGCAACACAUAUUUCCUAUAUUAAAAUCCUACAGUUGAUAUUUGCCCCAGCGCUGCUUUUGAAAGACUCUUGCCAUUAGCGACAGCUUAAAUCAACAGGAUUGCGUACUUCGAAUUAUUUUGAAAACUUAAGAGGUGCCUCUGGUAGUACAGAACAUUUUAACAGGUGUCCGGUUUACAAGCUGCAAAUACAAUUUGUAUACACAAUCAGCUAAUUAAAACCCAUCAAAUCCCUCCACAUUAUUUUUCAUUCAUUAACAAAAAAAAGAACACUUUUUUGCUUCUCAUGGAGCACAAAUUUCAGCUACAUCUCCAACUUGUUUGCGCUAUUUAACAUUGUUUUCCAUUCACUUUCUUUAUCCUAGUCAGAAUUGUCUAUCUGCAGUUAGAUUACGCAAAAAAAAUAUUUACAGACAAGAAUGAUGCCAAUACAGACAAAGCUGAAGUAUUGAAGUUCUAUCCAAUGUUGACUCUGUCAUCUAACAUACUCACCUUUUGCCCCCUGAAAGGAAUAGAAACCACAAAGGAACCACUUUCAUUAGCAGCUGCUGUUUUAGAUACACUGCAGAGUUACUACAUCUUCCAUAAUACGCAUUUAGAAUUUAAACACACAACUGCAAUAAAUAUCAAUAAGGGUAGAUUUUUGUUUAAAAGUUUAAAAAAACCUUACAGUAAUAAUGACUGCGUACACAUUAGAUGCAACAGUUUGACAGGGAUUUUGGUAUAAUUUAGUUUAAGUGUAAUGUAAUUUUCAGCAUCCACAAUUUGUGUAUAAAAAUGUAUUUAAAUAGCAAGACGAUGACAUAGAUCUUUGUCGAGUUUGUUAUAAAAGUAUGAAACUCUCAGCAGAAAGUUUACCAGAUUCAGUUCUACCUCUUCAGUGUUUUGAUAACACUGAGAUCAUUAAACAACACAGAACUUGAUGUAUACCUAGGCCGACACAAUGAAACAGGGUUUUCACUGUUUUACUGUCCACAACAAGGUUACUUUUGUGCCUUUCCUCUCCAGAAGUAUCCUUUUUAUUUUCAUUAGUUCAAAUAUUUAUAUUGUUCCCAGACUAAUUAUAUCAGGAAAUUAGUUGAAAUAACAUAAUUCAGUCAUAUUUGUUAUUCUCCAAUUUCUAAUUUACCUGGUGGGGGAUUUAAUGAGAGUAAAGCAAAAAAAAAAAAAAAAGAAUGAAAAAAAAGUGAGACACACCAGUAAUUCAGACACAGAUCUGAAUUUUGGAAUUAAAUAGUUGGGAAAAAAAGGAUCACUUAAGAAAGAAUAAGUAAGUAGUUUCAGUAUCUAUUUGAUUACAAUUCCAAUACGAAAUAUUCAUCUGAAAUCAGCUGACAUUUACAGCAGCUUGAUAUCACUUUUUCAUUCAAUGAAAGUCCUCUUUUCAAAAGCUUUUCUACCCGCCUGUCAGAUGUCACAUUUUCUCUUUCCCCUCAGGUUAUAUACAGCAGGCUUUUCGGCCACUUACUGAAAGGUUUUACAGGUCACACAUCACCAGCCAAUGACAGAUAUAUUUCUUACAGGUUGCAUGUCACAAACCAUGAGUCUUAUUGCUCACUGUCUCCAAAAACCUUUUUUUUAUUUUGUAACCCAACUCCAUACCAUUCUUAUGAUUUUAAAAUGCUGGGAUUAUGUAAAUGAAUUGAUGAAUUCUUAACUGUUCAUAAUGGUAGCUACACUAUUACCUAGAGACUGCCUGUACAUUUGCUUAAUGCUGUAACCUAAUAUUGUACUUUUUUUAAGCAGUUCUGGUUAUUAAAGGAGAAUGCAAUGAAAGCUAGCUAAAAUGAGUACUUGGCAGAGAAAUGGGCCCGUUUGUAUUGCAACUUGGUAAGAAAGAAAAGGUUUGUACUCAGUCCUUUUGUUUUUCUUUGAGAAAAGCUGAAUGUCAGCAGCUGAUCUGACCCAGGUCACUGUAGAAGUAUGUAGCUCUCUCCCUUUAUAGACCACACUUGAGCAUUUCCUCUGUACAUAGGCCCAUUUUGAUGAUGAUCCGAUACAACAGAUGAAUGAAUAUGUUUUAAAAAAUAUGGUAAUGGCAAAAGAGUUAAUGAAAGUACAGCCAUUUUUAAAGGACCUGGGAUUAUUUCUUUUUCCAACCAAUGUAGCUUGUAAAACAAGAUAUAACUGCCUCCUGUUUGUCAUAAAAUUCACAAAUAAAUGUUUGAUGG